AUGGCGACGACCCUUCUCGCAGCCAGACUACCCUUCCCCUCCGGCGCCUUCAACCUUUUCUCGCAGGCGAAGUCGUACCAAGGGCCAGGAUCCGGGAUGCAGGCCUUGGAUCUGAACUCGCAGGUCGACGAGUUCCCCGCCUUCACCUCGUACGCCGACAUCCUCCGGGGUGACGACGACGGAGUUGCUCGAGGGCACGGUGCUCGCACCCUUGGGCUUCGCGUGCCCCGCAAUGGUGGCGGAGGCAGCAAAGGAGGAGGCAUCAGAGGUGGCGGCGUAGGGGGGAGCAAGGUUCGCGGCGCCGGGGGAAGCAGAGGAUGCGGCGCCGAGAGAAGCAGAGGUGGCGGCACAAUCCGUGGCGGCGGCAGUGGCUGUAGCAGAGGUAGUGGGCGCGCGACUAGGAACCUGUUCAUUGGAUCCACAUCUGAUGGUGGUGCCGGCGGCGGUGGACAUGCCGGUGGGCAUCAUCGAGGUGGAGCCAGUGUUGAUGAAGAAGGUUUCUUGUAUGCUGACGAAGGAAACGCUCUAGAUGUUGCUGAUGGCGUCGAAGUGAUCUUUCCUGGCUCUUCUAAGAAAGAAAGUGCCUUGGGCAAGGCUUCAAAUGGUACUGUCAUUGCUCCAGAUUGGUGGUGGGAUCAAAACACAAAGCUAGAGGAGAUAUUCCAUGAGGUUGUAGUAGAUGGGUCUACCUCCUUUAUACCUGGAGCAAAAGAUGAAGAAGAGGAAGAAGGAGAUGAAGAAGAAGAUGAAGAGCUUCAUGGAGAACAGGGGUUCCCUUUUGGUUGUGAUGACAGCCCGAUUAGUACUAAUAGCAGGAAGACGGAUGCUAAUUCUUCAACUGAGUUUUCAAGUGAUGAUGAGGAUAAUCAUACCAUGGAAGAUUUAUCUAGUGAAGAUGAAACUAUGGAGUUCAUAAUGCACCGUCGUAAGAGGAAUCGGGAGUUCGCCAAUAUGAUGUUAAUGUUCGGCAAGUUUUACCUAGUUGACUCGGGGUAUCCUAACCGUCCCGGUUACCUAGCACCUUACAAGGGUACGAAGUACCAUCUACCGGAGUUUCGUAAUGGUCCAAUACCCAAAGACAUAAUAUUUCCUUCUCAUGCACUGUCCGUAAGAGUGAAAGAGAAAGAGAAGAAGAGAGAGGAGAAGAAUCAAGAGGCAAAAUGA
Molecule: messenger RNA, 1164 nt
Organism: Setaria italica (foxtail millet)
Lineage: Eukaryota; Viridiplantae; Streptophyta; Magnoliopsida; Poales; Poaceae
Exons: 6
Coding region: 1-1164 (387 amino acids)
Source: RefSeq, a predicted model, not a curated record